AGGAUCUCCAGGUACCCGGAACCCCUAGGGGCGGGUGUAGCAGGCAAUCUCGGCGAAACUGGGAAGGGUGGGCAGGAGGGCAGAGAAGCCGCUCACCCUGGCACAAAGCGCCUCCCGCUUGAGCGGACUCCAAAGGGACGGUCCGCGGUGUGCAGCAAGCUGCGCUUAGGGGACCUUGCGCCCGGCCCGUCUGCUGCACACAGCCCACCCAGGACGCAGCGCUGACUAGCGGGCGGGUGCAAGGACGGGGCGGGGUCUCUGCGCCCGGCCCCCUCCCCUGACUAUCAAAGCAGCGGCCGGCUGUUGGGGUCCACCACGCCUUCCAUCUGCCCCACUGCUUCUUUGCUUCUCGCUUGGAAAGUCCAGUCUCUCCUCGGCUUGCAAUGGACCCCAACUGCUCCUGCGCCGCUGGUGGCUCCUGCACCUGCACCGGCUCCCGCAAGUGCAAAGAGUGCAAAUGCACCUCCUGCAAGAAGAGCUGCUGCUCCUGCUGCCCCGUGGGCUGUAGCAAGUGUGCCCAGGGAUGUGUCUGCAAAGGGGCGUCAGAGAAGUGCAGCUGCUGCGACUGAUGCCAGGACAGCCUUUCUCCCAGAUGUAAACAGAGAGACAUGUAUAAACCCGGAUUUUUUUUUUUUUUUGAUACCACCUUGACCCAUUUGCUACAUUCCUUUUCCUGUGAAAUAUGUGAGUGAUAAUUAAACACUAUAAACCUGA
Messenger RNA from Symphalangus syndactylus (siamang), 714 nucleotides. Its product is annotated as metallothionein-1F-like. Gene Ontology annotation, molecular function: metal ion binding. The record is from RefSeq and is a predicted model, not a curated record. Lineage: Eukaryota; Metazoa; Chordata; Mammalia; Primates; Hylobatidae. Gene Ontology annotation, biological process: detoxification of copper ion; intracellular zinc ion homeostasis; cellular response to zinc ion. Gene Ontology annotation, cellular component: cytoplasm; nucleus.